Messenger RNA from Penicillium verhagenii, 180 nucleotides. RefSeq lists its product as uncharacterized. The transcript has a single exon. The record is from RefSeq and is a predicted model, not a curated record. The coding region runs from base 1 to 180 and encodes 59 amino acids. Lineage: Eukaryota; Fungi; Ascomycota; Eurotiomycetes; Eurotiales; Aspergillaceae.
AUGGCGCCUUUUACCACCCACGAGCUAGGCAGUAUUAGCGUUGCUCUGAGAGUCUGGAUUGCCGUGUCCGUCGGCAAAACCACGGGAUUCCGGGGUCCAGAGACCGACACGCGUCAAGGCCCUAAUCGGUACGGAGUCUUAAGUAGUAGUGAAUAUGCGCCUGGUGUUUACUUUGCAUAA